GCCAAAAACAUAUCAAAGUAGAUGUAGAAAAAAUGAAAAAAAAUUUGUUUGUUUGCACAGUGAAUUUAGUCAUAGUUUUUUUUCCUUCCAGAAAAAUGAAUUCCGAUUCUGAUUCAGAUGAUUCCGACCAAGGAAUACGUUAUAAAACGGAUAGUACAAGACACAGAAUGGUUCUAGCAUCACAUUGUUUGACAAGCAGACCUAGAUCCAGAAGCCCCAUUCACGCAAAAUCAAAAAACCGAGGUCGUCAGCUGCCUCGUCAUUUCCUAGACGAUGAUCCUGAAGACUCAGACCUAGGAUCACAGUUCCCAUUCAGCUUCAAACAUGACGAAGAUUCCUGCGCAGAGCCAACUCAAGAAUCUUCGUGCAUCGGCCCCCAGCUACCUCUUCACCUCCAGAAGAUCAAAGGAGAAAGUUCUUCGUCUUCAUAUGGACCUCAGUUGCCACCUCACUUAAAGAAGCACGAAAAUCCUCCCAGCAUUGGACCCUACUUCCCUCCUCACUUGCGUCUGAAGCUCCAAGACGACGAAUCAGAUGAAGAAAUGGACCAAGACACGUACGGUCCUCUUCCCCCUGGAGCCUCAAUCACUUCAAGCGCCCAACUAGCCCUUGAAGAACGGGCGCUUCAGUUGAAGAUGGACCAGUUGGACCCUAAUAAGGACAGCGUUCCGACUCGCGAAGAGUGGAUGGUGGACUUGCCGCAAGUCAAAGCGGCGAAUUUCGGGUUAGGACCGAGACAGUUCAGGAGUAAGCCCGGUCCUGAUAUGUCCGACAGGUCGUCGUGGACUGACACUCCUAAUACAAAGAACACACAAGGCGAGAAAGUUGAUUUGAAGAGAGAGGCAGAAAUGAGGGAAAUUCGCAAGAGGGAUGAAGAACACGAGAAGAUUGCGAAGUUGUUGAAGAAGAAGAAUAAGCUGAGUUUGGUGGAGAUGCAUCAGACUAAGAUGAUGGAGACGAAAAUGGAGGAGGGUCCAAGCGAGAGGAGACCGUUCAGUAGAGAUAUUGAUCUUCAGGUUAAUCGGUUCGAUGAGGCGCAGAAGAAGGCCGUUUUGAAGAAGGCGCAGCUGCUUGAUGAUAGGUUUUCUAGCGGACAGUCUAAGUUUUUGUAAACGCUUAGGUUUCUGUGUUAAUUUUAAGUACUAUAUGUUUGCGUUUAGCCACCUAAAAAUGUACAAAAGUGUAGCGCAUAUCUCUUUCAACUCAGAUUUUUAACAAUAAAUAAACAAUUGGAA
Zophobas morio is the source of this 1235-nucleotide messenger RNA. RefSeq names its product GPALPP motifs-containing protein 1. The transcript is spliced from 2 exons. The coding region runs from base 33 to 1112 and encodes 359 amino acids. NCBI's taxonomy places the organism in Eukaryota, Metazoa, Arthropoda, Insecta, Coleoptera, Tenebrionidae. The record is from RefSeq and is a predicted model, not a curated record.